Striga hermonthica is the source of this 1002-nucleotide messenger RNA. NCBI's taxonomy places the organism in Eukaryota, Viridiplantae, Streptophyta, Magnoliopsida, Lamiales, Orobanchaceae. The record is from the annotation of a GenBank genome assembly.
AUGAGUUACCCAGAUCCCUCACAGCCUGCACUCCCCCUAAUCCCACCCCCAUUUUCCGGCGACCCCUCCGCCGCCUUCUGGCCGCCCUUGUGGGCGGCAGCCGACCACCACCCUCCCGAUCAGCAGCCCCAAUUCAAGCGCCCCCGAACCACAAUCUCCGACAACAAUAACAACAACAGGCCCCUGAACCUUUCGGGGCCCACCAAGGGCACGAGCCACAUUUUCUACAAAACCCGAAUGUGCGCCAAGUUUAUAGACGGCACUUGCAAAAAUGGGGACCACUGCACGUUUGCCCAUGGCCCGGACGACCUCCGGGAGCCCCCUCCCAACUGGCAGGAGAUUAUCCGGGAGAAGGACAGAAGCUCCGGCCAAUCCGGCAACAGCUGGAUUGGCUGCUCGGAAAACGAGCAGCGCUUGAUCCACCGGAUGAAGAUUUGCAAGAAGUACUACAAUGGGGAGGAGUGCCCUUAUGGGGAAAGGUGCAACUUCCUCCACGAGCGUGGCCCGCCUCCGCCUCUACCUCUGCCGCUGCCUCCUCCGGCGCCGGCGAGGAGGUUCCGUCAAGCUGACGCGGUGGCUGCUUCCGAGCAGCGGGAGAGCUUUGCCAUCAGCAUCGGUGGUGAUUUUGAUCAGAGGGCGUUUUGGAAGACGAGGGUUUGUAGCAAGUGGGAGAUGGGGCAUUGCCCGUAUGGGGACAAGUGUCAUUACGCGCACGGGCAUUCGGAGUUGAGAUUUUCUGGUAAUAAUGUGGAUGAGGCAGAGCAAGUGGUGAUCAAUGCAAGCAAUAAUAAUAACAUCUCCAUACCAAGAAAUAAUGUAUCAUCUGUGUCUGGAUUUAGCACACCAACAGUGAAUUUAGCAAGUACAGUAGUGCCCAUAAACGGCGAUGCCGAGAACAAAAAGGCCUCGAAAUGGAAGUUAACGAAAAAGAUUAAUCGGAUUUAUGCCGACUGGCUCGAUGAUGCGGACCCACCACACUUCUCGGCGAAUGAAGAUUACUGA